Prunus persica (peach) is the source of this 1087-nucleotide messenger RNA. Its product is annotated as mediator of RNA polymerase II transcription subunit 7a. Lineage: Eukaryota; Viridiplantae; Streptophyta; Magnoliopsida; Rosales; Rosaceae. The record is from RefSeq and is a predicted model, not a curated record. Gene Ontology annotation, cellular component: mediator complex; core mediator complex. Gene Ontology annotation, molecular function: transcription coregulator activity. Gene Ontology annotation, biological process: regulation of transcription by RNA polymerase II. The transcript has 5 exons. The coding region runs from base 434 to 955 and encodes 173 amino acids.
GAGGUGUGGAUUUAAUUUAUGGGAUGGUUUCAGGUUCCUUGUAAUCUUUUGAGAAUGUUUUGUUUAUGGAAUUUUUAAAUGGGCUUGAUUUUUGGUUUGGUAGAAUGCAUUUGAUUGUGGUUUGGGUGAUAGAGUGGUGGAGAUGCAAAUGGAGGUGUGGGUACUUUGUCUCUGUUAAAAGGAAAUUGUAGGUUUAUGGUUUGGUUUAAACAAUUGUGUGGCUAUGUGUUCGCUUUAGGUGUCAGUGUCGUGAUGCAAAGGAGACUGUGUUUCUAGGUUUAAAUUCAGUGUUUCUAUGUACAUAAUUGGGUGAUUUCUUAAUAUUUCUAUUAGGUUAUUUCAAUUUGUUUUCUGUUUGAUUUGGAGAGCUGCGCUUGGCAUGAUUGUUUUCUUUAAACUUGGUUGAUUUAGGUUUGGCCAGAAGGUGCUGGCAAUGGCUACAACGACAUAUCCACCACCACCACCGUAUUAUAAGCUCUACAAAGAUUACUUGCAAGAUCCCAAAUCAGCUCCGGAGCUGCCCCCUGAAGGGACAUACAUUUGCUAUGGUGGCAAUUACACAACUGAUGACAUUCUUCCGAGCUUGGAAGAUCAGGGAGUGCGUCAACUGUAUCCAAAAGGCCCAAACUUAGAUUUUAAGAAGGAACUGAGGUCACUUAACAGAGAAUUGCAGCUGCACAUUUUGGAGCUGGCUGAUAUUCUUGUAGAGAGACCAUCACAGUACGCGAGGAGUGUGGAAGAUAUAUCUCUUAUCUUCAAGAACUUGCAUGAUCUUCUCAACUCAUUGCGUCCCCAUCAAGCUAGGGCAACGUUAAUUCACAUUCUAGAACUUCAGAUACAACGUCGUAAACAAGCUGUGAAGGAUAUAAAGAGGAGGAGAGAAGAAGCACAGAGACUUCUCAAGGACUAUAUUGGAACGUUGGAGGACACCGGCGCAUCUUUUGUGCUAAAGUAAGGGCGUGUGCUCAUGUUCGUUCUGCCGCCGAUUGAAGCCUCUUGGACAGUUGCAUCUUAAUACCUUCAUCAUGCUUCAUGUAUUAGAAAAAUUAUAGGUUCAAUUGUCAUUGUAAUCAGAGUAAAAGCAAUU